AUGGCGAACAAAACAUCGGAGCCGACGGGUAAUAACUCCCAGGCGGGUCCAACUGAAGAAUCAAGUGCAAUUACCACUAAUAAUGAGAAUAACAAACCAGUAAAACCCGACAACGCGAAUUCCAACGUAAACUCUUUGAGUAUGCCGGUGAAACUCACAGCACUUCUUGCGAUAGGCGCUCUUCUCUCUGUCGUUGCAAGUUUUGGAGUUCAGUUCUACAACGACACCUAUGUCCGGCCGGUACAAAAAGAUAGAACGUUCCCAUUUUUAGGUGGAAAAGAAACAAAUGGAACCAGGCUUCGAAUUCUUCAAGCUCCAAGUAGCCAACGACCACUGUUACAACUCUUGGAACCCGAUAGACCAUGGAAUCCAUCGUUCAUUGUGGAGGUGUUGGUUAAUGGAACGGUAUUCCCACUUAAUGCAUUCCAAGAAAGAGUGUAUGAAACGCUAGAUGUGUACAAUGGAGGAAAGUUAACAGUGAAAUAUGACGUGUUCUCUUUGACCAUUGCUCAUAUCAUCUACCCUAAUUCGACAAUUGGAUUUUAUGUGAAUUCAAAUGGGAAACCCCUCAACGGAACUGAAGAGAACUUGGAACUCAAGAUAUCAGGAAGAGGCGUGAAAUGGAUAAAAAUUCCUCUGACUCCUGCCGGAAACUACUAUCAAACAUUUCCAAGCACCCAAGAAGAAGCUUUUAGCAAUCAUGAAGAAAUUAAAAACGAUGUUGCGAAUUUGGAAGAAAGAUGGAACAAAAAGUUUGACGAGUGGUUUGCGUCUACUGGUCAACAGAAUCUCCCUGCUGCUUAUAUCGAAAUCAUGAAAGCCGCAUACUCAAUGGUUGCAAAUAGCCUAAGUGUUGUGCAGAAUUUUCCAAUGAUGGGAAAAUAUGGAUUUUUUGUUGAUGAAGUCAAUUACUUCUUUUUGAUGCCAAUAAGUAUCACUUAUACCACUUUGGAUGAGCAAUUCUUUGCAAUUAUGACUUUGUCCAAGUUGAAUGUUGAGGAUACUAUGAGAGUGAUUCGUUCCUACAUCAGUCUUAGCAACGAACUAGGUCAUAUGGCAAAUCGUCUUGUGUUCGGUACAGUGGAGUUGUUCCCUAUCCAAUCACCAAUGCUGUUCCAAGUUAUCAAAGAGCUUCUGUCAAAUCCUAAAUUUGACAAUGAGUAUCAGGACAUUAUCGAAAAUUUAGACUACAUUGCGGAGAACACAUGGAAGAAUUCUAUUGGAAAGGGUGGAGUGAAAGAUGUGAAAUGGACAGGAGAUUCCCGUGGUGUUUUUGAUUUGGAACCAGCCACCAGUAAAAACACAUCUUCUUUGGAGCUUUUAUGUUUGCUGGGAGAUAUGAGUCUAGUGAUGAAAAAUGUUUACAAGAAAGUUGGAGAUGAUAAAAAUAGUGUCAAGUGGGAGAAAAGGGCAACCGACGUUAACGAAGCUAUGGCAAGCUACUGGAAUAACGAGAAGAAAGAGUACGGAGAUAUUGUGAAUGAGAAGAUUGAAAAAGGACCAUGGCCACAUGUUCCUCUUAUCCUUGGAAUUGUUAAAGAGGAUUCUGAAAAUUUGGGACAACUUUUGAAGAACUUGCAAGACGAUCCGAAUUUCACUCAACUUGGUCUCCAAACUUCCGAAGAGCAAGGAAUCGCAGUUUCCACCAACUACCUGCUCCUCCGUUCGUUGAAACACUACGCAGGAUUAUCAGGUCCAUCACAAGAAAUCGCUCACCGUAUGUAUUCGGUUCUGAAAAACAACAUGGCUGCGGCAAUUGCUCGUGCACAUCGUGCAGAGAAGUCAUUUUUUGGAAGAUACGACAAAAAUAUGCGUCCGCUUGGUCCGAAAGAGAAUCUGGAUGGUACUCUUGUGUUUUCAAUCAUGUCUUCUCCAUAA
Messenger RNA from Caenorhabditis briggsae, 1878 nucleotides. The coding region runs from base 1 to 1878 and encodes 625 amino acids. The transcript is spliced from 12 exons. The record is from RefSeq and is a predicted model, not a curated record. NCBI's taxonomy places the organism in Eukaryota, Metazoa, Nematoda, Chromadorea, Rhabditida, Rhabditidae. Gene Ontology annotation, molecular function: Glc3Man9GlcNAc2 oligosaccharide glucosidase activity. Gene Ontology annotation, cellular component: endoplasmic reticulum membrane. Gene Ontology annotation, biological process: protein N-linked glycosylation; oligosaccharide metabolic process.